AUGCUCAGCCAACUCUCUCGGGCCUCUCGCGCUGUUGCUGCUCGCGCCGCCAAAGCAAAUGCCGUCCAGGUGAGGGGCUUCAUUGCCCCUACCGUCUCCCGACGAGCCGACUUCGUCCAGGAGCUGUACCUCAAGGAGCUCAAGGCCUACAAGACCCCCGCCGUCAAGGAGUCCGACGCCGAGGGCCAGGUCCAGGUCUUCACCAUGCCCAAGACCCCCGCCUCCCCCGAGGAGGCCAACCUCGCCGACAGCCUCAAGGCGUACGAGUCCAUGGCCGUUGAGAUCGAGGGUCAGGACGCCUCCGCCCAGACUUCCGCCGGCGUCGCCCAGCUGCCUGACUGGCUCGAGGCCGAGGAGGAGGAGGAGCCCCACCACUAG
Trichoderma citrinoviride is the source of this 378-nucleotide messenger RNA. RefSeq lists its product as hypothetical. Bases 1 to 378 code for a protein of 125 amino acids. The record is from RefSeq and is a predicted model, not a curated record. The transcript has 3 exons. Gene Ontology annotation, biological process: proton motive force-driven ATP synthesis. NCBI's taxonomy places the organism in Eukaryota, Fungi, Ascomycota, Sordariomycetes, Hypocreales, Hypocreaceae.